Rubroshorea leprosula is the source of this 2586-nucleotide messenger RNA. The record is from the annotation of a GenBank genome assembly. NCBI's taxonomy places the organism in Eukaryota, Viridiplantae, Streptophyta, Magnoliopsida, Malvales, Dipterocarpaceae.
CCACGACAUUUUGGAUAAAAAAGUUCUUUUGAUAGUUUCAGUCCAUUUUAAUUCACAGUAUAAAUCUGUGGCCACUGAGCCUGAAGCACAGAAGAAGCUGUGGCAUGACUAAAUUCAACCCCCACAAAAGCACUUUGGCCGUCACCAAGAUUACAAUCUUGGUUGUGGAUGAUGAUGCCACAUCCUUAACGGUCGUUGCUGCGAUGCUAAGGGAGCGUUAUGAAGUGACAACCGUGAAAAGCCCGCAUGAUGCUCUCUCGACUCUUCGGACACGUCCAGGCAUUGACCUCGUGGUCACUGACCUCCAUAUGCCUGGCAUGGAUGGCCUUCAACUCAAAAAACAAAUAGAUGAUGAAUUCAAAUUACCAGUCAUUAUAAUGUCUUCUGAUGACGAAGAAAGUGUGAUUCUACAAAGCUUAGCCUGUGGAGCUGUGUUAUACAUUGUAAAGCCAGUUAACCCAGAUGACCUCAAGAAUGUAUGGCAGUACGCAGUCCAAGCUAAAAAGGGAAAAUCUCCCAUCAUCAAAGAGAUUGGAAGCUUGCAGGAGGAAUUGGAACCAGAACAGGAUUAUAAUGACAUGUCUAUAACAGAUGAUCAUUUUUGGGACACAAAUUCUGGGGCAUCCUCGGUGAGUGAUGAUGAUAACAAGCGAGCCAAAAAACAUGGCAAAAGGAAAAGGAUGGGGAGGAAUGGAAAUGACAGUGAAAAAAAGUCAGCUGUGCCCAAAAAGGCCAAGGUGGUGUGGACUAAUUCACUGCACAACCGGUUUUUACAAGCCAUCAGACACAUUGGUCUAGAAAAAGCUGUCCCCAAGAAGAUUCUCGAUUGCAUGAAUGUCUCGGGGUUAACCAGAGAGAAUGUUGCUAGUCAUCUACAGAAGUAUCGGCUCUUCUUGAAACGUGUUGCAGAAAAAGGAUUAUGCCCAUCAAAGGUCCUAACGGAGAGGGCGCUCCGGUCAAACUUUGCCACUGGCCAUGUAAUGAUGCUCCAACAGCAACAGAUGAAAGGACUAAAUAAUUCCCAUCCUGGAUAUGGGGGAAGCAACAUGCUUACAACAACUCUAAAUCCUAAUCCAAACCUUCUAACCCUCCGAUUUCCUGGUCAAGGUGCCUUUAGUUCCAUCAACAACACCUCUCCUCCUGGACCUGGUCUCCCCAAUCAUCAAUUUAGGUAUGGACAAUCCAAUUUACAGCACAAUCAAGCUAACAGGCAGCAACCCCUACUUGGAAAUGCAAGUUCUUGUAAUUAUCAGGCUAAUCAAACCGAUUUCGGGGUUGGAUUGAGUAACUUUGAGAAUAAUUUCUCAACAAAUGGAGGGUUUUCUUCUGGGAUGAAUAAUCCCAGUUUCAAUGGCCUGAUCAAUGGUACAAAUUUAAGUCCAAGGCCCACGCACCCCCAACAGGGUACUCAAGCAAGACUUAACCUUCAUAAUGUUGGUAAUGGUUUUACCUCCACUGCUCAGUUCCAGUUUGGGGCAUCGACCUUACAUAAUUCUACCAGUGCUUCGAACCCCAACAGCCACAAUGGUAGCUAUACGGGAACUAGGAUGACUGCUAAUGGAGAGUUUGCAAUAGGUCAUCAGAUCCAAUUCAAUAAUAGCAUAGCCCCAAACCCCAACAGCCUUGGUGGCAGCUACUCGGGAACCAGGAUGGCCUCCAAUGGAGAGUUUGGAGUAGGUCAGAUGCAAUUCAACAAUAAUAUAGCGUCAAAUUCCAACAGCCUUAGUGGCAGCUACUUAGGAACCAUGAUGACCGGUGUCCAUGGUAGCGGAAACAUGAAUAAUGGUACUUGUAAUGGUAGUGCUGGUUCUAGUGCCUAUGGUAAUGGAAACAUGAAUAAUGUUGCACCAAUGUUGAGGAAUUUAAAUUCUGGUAAUUUGGGCCAAGGAAGCUUCCUUUCUGCUGGGUUUGGUCAGGUUCCAAACCAAGUAUCACCAACAAUACCCCUAUUAGCAACAACAAACAACCAGCAAGCACCAAUGCCUGAGGGACUCUCUACUCUUGGAACUGGAGGCGAAAAGGAUUCCAAUUUCAACUUCCAAAACAAUGCUUCAAUCUUUGAUGAAAACGUUGACAAUCUCUUUGAUUCAACCAACUUCGAGUUCCCUCUUCAGCAUCAGGGUGAGGAAAAUGUCCUGAAUCCAAAUAUUGUUAAUAGCUCGAAUCCUGAUGGUCUGAACCAGAUUGCCAACCAAAUUCUGAAUCCUAACUUGACUGGCACUAGAUCGUUUUCUAUCAAUGGAGGAGAUCAGUUGGAGAACAAUAGUACUACUGCUAACAGCAUAUCUCCUUUAGGGGAAUAUUAUCCAUCCAAUGAUCAAAAUGCUAAUCAGCAACAAAGCAGAGGAGAAAACAUCGUUAUAUAUCCCAUGAACAAUGCUUCUCAGAAUUACCAGAGUUGGAGCGAUGAGUUCAUGGAUGACUGCUUCAGUUCUUGCCCGUGAAGUGGUGAUGCAUAGGAUCCUUGCAAGCUUCUGAGUUUUGAAUGCAGAUAUGAUUUAGUUAGGCUUGACAUGUAUUUCAUAUGUUUUAUAUACUAGGAACAUAUAGCUGAUAGGCUUGACUUAAUAAAAGUCGUCUGCAUUU